CCCCACUCUGCAGCCAUUCCGUCACUCCGUCGAAUGGGUCCUCUGUGACUCAUCCCUCUCCAGCUUUGCUCCCAAGUCCCAACCGUUGAGGCUGGCACUUCAACGCUAUUCCACCCCUUCUCGUGGUGGUCACGACACCGAAUAGCCAUAACCUUUUCGAAUCCCUAAUCAAUUGGUCAAUUCAUCCAGGUUGAGCCCUCGCUUUCUUCAAUUUUUUAUCUGGUGUCACCAUCUGGGCAUUUCUGGGUUUCUGAAUUUCGCCUUUUAGCUUUUGGGUUGAUCGGUAGAUUCCAAAGCAAAUCUUGUCAAAAUUUGAGCGAGGAAAUUGUGCCCUGUUGUACGGAGAAGAAUGAGAGCAGGGAAAGGGAAUCAGGAGGAAGAUGAGUACGAGGAGGAAGAGUUCGGUUCUAGAAAGGAAGGUCCUUCGUCCGCGCCCAAUAGCACUAACAACAACAAAGAUACAAAAGCUAUUGAUAAGGCUAGUGCUACAAGAUCAAAACAUUCAGUUACUGAGCAGCGAAGGCGGAGCAAGAUAAAUGAGAGAUUCCAGAUAUUAAGAGAUCUCAUACCUCAUAGUGAUCAAAAGAGGGAUACUGCGUCAUUCCUAUUAGAGGUGAUUGAGUAUGUCCAAUACUUACAGGAGAAGGUACAAAAGUAUGAAGGCUCAUAUCAGGGUUGGGGUCAAGAGCCCACAAAGUUGAUGCCUUGGAGAAACAGUCACUGGCGUGUUCAAAGCUUUGGCCAACCUCAAGCUGUAAAAAAUGGUUCUGGUCCUGUAUCACCUUUUCCUGGAAAGUUUGAUGAAAGCAACAUUAGUGUCUCUCCAACUGUGCUUAGUGGCUCUCAAAAUAUGAUAGAUCCUGAACAGGGCAGAGAUAUUGUCAGUAAAACAGCGGAGAGGCAAGCUGAGUUAGAAUGCAAGGGGAUACCUCUGCCAAUGCCUAUGCAUGCAAACAUGUCUGUUCCUGUCAGAAGUGAUGGUGCGCUUGCCCAUCCUCUUCAUGGGUCUGUUUCUGAGGGGCAAUCAACUGAAUGUCCUGCCAACAGUGAACCUCAGAAUCCACAGGAAGAGCUGACAAUUGAAGGAGGAACAAUUAACAUCUCAAGUGCAUACUCUCAAGGGCUGUUACACAAUCUGACUCAAGCACUACAGAGUGCUGGUUUAGAUCUCUCACAGGCUAGCAUUUCUGUUCAAAUCAAUCUUGGAAAGCGGGCAAACAAAGGACUGGGCUGUGGGACAUCUGCUUCUAUGCAUCAUGAUAAUAUCCCAUCUAGCAAUCAAGCAAUACCACAUUUUAGAGAUGCUGGAAACGGGGACGAUACAGAUCAAGCUCAGAAGAGGCUAAAAACGUAGAGAAUCUGGAUUCUGAGCCUCCAUCAUCAUCUAGAGUCUCUACCUCCGCUUCUUCCCUCUGAAAUGGGACAUUUAUCGAGGUCACUGUACAUCCUUUCCUUUGGGCUUCUAGAUUUUCACCCAUUCAUGUCAUUUUAGAACUAUACGUUUUAGGACUCAUUGUUAUUUGUGGAGAUAUUGAGGUUUUCUAAUGUUGUAGGCAUGUCAUAUAUUUCAGAUUGAUUGGUACAUAUUAUUUAUUCAACACUGUUAUUGAGCUUUUGGGGGUGGCAGUUUUAUCCAAUCUAUUAGGAUGAUGCUACUUGUGAAGAAGGGAGACUCCUUGUAAUGCAGUAGCAGAGGAAGUGAAUUUAAUUGCAGAGAAUGUCAAUUUGGUAA
Prosopis cineraria is the source of this 1732-nucleotide messenger RNA. RefSeq names its product transcription factor BIM2-like. Gene Ontology annotation, biological process: DNA-templated transcription. Gene Ontology annotation, molecular function: protein dimerization activity; DNA-binding transcription factor activity. The transcript has 7 exons. Bases 350 to 1354 code for a protein of 334 amino acids. NCBI's taxonomy places the organism in Eukaryota, Viridiplantae, Streptophyta, Magnoliopsida, Fabales, Fabaceae. The record is from RefSeq and is a predicted model, not a curated record.